AUGGGUUCAUUACCGCGAGUUUCAGUGGUAUCAGGCGGCCGGGUUCCAGUGCCGGCGGCGCCGCUCACCAAACAUCUAGAGCGUAUGGGCACCGCUGAUAGAACCGCUCUUAUUUAUUCAGAUGAAACCAAUAAUGCACGGGUAAGCUAUGCCGAGUUGGACGGCCGCACCAAUGCUAUGGCUCGGGCGAUAACUGCGCACGCGCGCCCUACCGGACCUAAUCGUGAUCAAGAUUUUGUGAUCGCUGUGUGCAUGAAGCCAACACAUAAUACAAUAAUCACGCUCCUGUCAGCAUGGAAAGCUGGUGCAGCGUAUGUACCGAUGGAACCAAGUUUUCCACAAGCAAGAAUAACUCACAUACUAACAGACGCUCAGCCUUCGCUUGUUAUUUAUGAUGACACAGCAAACCCUUCAAUGUUCAACGGGAGCGGAGUACCGACCAUAGCAUUUGAGGAGCUAUCUCUGGAAGCCAGCGCUCUUCCAGCGGAUAGGCCUAACGAAGACGAAGUGUUGGUACAAACAGAUGCGGAUACCAUCGCUAUUGUACUAUAUACUUCUGGCAGUACUGGCAUACCGAAAGGAGUGCGACUUCCAUACUCAGCGAUAUGCAAUCGCCUUUGGUGGCAGUUCAGAACUUUCCCGUACUCUGAUACUGAGAACGUGUGCGUUUGGAAAACUGCUCUGACGUUCGUAGACUCUGUAUGCGAAAUAUGGGGGCCAUUAUUGCAUGGGAGGACUUUACUUAUUCUGCCAAGAGAAACUACGAGGGACCCGCAAAAGUUGGUUCGCGUUCUGGCUGAAUAUCAGAUUAAGCGCCUCGUGCUAGUGCCAACUCUCCUUCGUUCUAUCCUUAUGUAUCUGUCACUUAAUCAGUCUGAAAGACCUUUACAACAUCUCAAAUUGUGGGUCUGUUCCGGAGAAACGCUAAGUAAAGAAUUGGCAUCACAAUUUUUCCAAUACUUCGGUGAUCAAAAUGGCUGCAAAUUAGCCAAUUUUUAUGGAAGUACUGAAGUUAUGGGUGAUGUUACCUACUUUGUGAUGGAAAAAGCUAGUCAGUUAGAGAUGUUCCCGACUAUACCAAUUGGUGCGCCAUUAGAUAAUUGCGCUGUCUAUCUGUUGGAUGAAGAAAUGAACCCAGCGAGAGAAUCAGAGCCGGGCGAAGUUUGGGUUUCAGGAAGGAAUCUAGCGAAGGGAUAUGUCGGAGGACAAGGAUCGGACAAAUUCUGUGACAAUCCUCACGCUGCCCAUCCUGAUUUCAGUCGUCUGUACCGCACAGGCGACUACGGCAUCUUACACAAGGGUCUAGUACUGUUCGCGGGCAGGACCGACGCUCAGGUCAAGAUUCGAGGGCAUAGAGUUGAUUUGAUGGAAGUGGAGCGAGCUGUACAGAACAUCAAUGGAGUGGAAAAGGCUGUAGUCCUGUGUUACGGACUAACUACGGGCAACCCAGAGAUUUUAGCCUUCGUAACCAUUGAAGAAAACGCGCGGUUAUCCGGACAUCAUAUUGAGAGCGCCUUGAAGAACUCUCUGACACAAUAUAUGAUACCUCAGGUAAUCGUAAUAGAUAAGAUUCCACUCCUCGUCAACGGCAAAGUGGACAGACAGGGGCUGUUGAAAAUGUAUGAGAACACAAAUAAUAACGAUGACGCGGAAAUUCCCUUAGAAAUGGACUACACAGGCGUUAGUCCUCAGGAUUUAGACACAGCUAGAGUGUUGUUCGAGACCGUAGGCGAAGUCCUAGGGCGCUCCGUGCGUGGAGUUCUAUCUAUUAGGGCCGGAUUUUAUGAAUUGGGUGGAAAUUCGCUGAAUUCCAUUUACACUAUCACUAGAUUGAGGGAUAAGGGACACUAUAUUGAGAUCAGCGACUUCUUAGGCGCAAAGGAUUUAGGAGAAGUUCUGUCACACCUCACAACACACCCAGAGAAUAUUUGUAACGGUGAAGAAAAUAAGUUCACUGUGCAGGCGAUGAGGAAUGACCACAAGGAACGAGUUAUUGAAAUGAUAGUGUCGUCGUUCUACGAGAAGGCGGAGCUGGAGCAGUUCGUGCGGCACGAGAUCGCGCCGCGCGACUACGCGCAGUGCGUGGGCGCGUUCUGGCGCGCGCUGCUCGCCGCCGGCCUCAGCGUCGUGCUCGAGACUUCGUCCGGUACUCCGGUAGCCGUCGCAUUAAACUUCGACGCGCGCGACGAGCCCGACAUCGAGCUCGGCGGCGGACUCGCCAAGAUCAUGACCUUCCUGGAGUACGUCGAGGGCUCUGUGCGGGACACCAUGCUGCCCGAGGGGAAGGGUGCAAUCCUACACUCAUUCAUGAUGGCGACAGACGCCAACCUCUCGGCUCGGGACAACGUCUCCGCGAUACAAGCGUUAGAGCUCGCCACUGAGAGGAUCGCGCGCGAGAAGGGCUUCCGCGGCGUCUUCACCACCAACACUAGUCCUUUGACACAGCAAUUGGGAACAGACGUGCUCGGAUUCCAGACAUUAUUGGACUAUCAAAUAAACCAGUAUGUGGACUCUAACGGAGAGAGGACCUUCGGGCGCGCGCCCGACGACAUGCGCGCGAUCGUUUGUUGGAAACCAGUCGAC
Molecule: messenger RNA, 2583 nt
Organism: Brenthis ino (lesser marbled fritillary)
Lineage: Eukaryota; Metazoa; Arthropoda; Insecta; Lepidoptera; Nymphalidae
Source: the annotation of a GenBank genome assembly